AUCAUGGCGGCGCAGUUUUGAGAGCAGAGAAACCUCUUUCUUUUCUGUUAAUUUCUCCUGUAACAUUCAACUAAAAUCACAAGAGUCAGCCGGGGUUUUCCUCGCAGGGCAGCAGGGGUUGGAGUUUGACGAGAAGGUCCGAGGUUUCGGUCUGCUGCUUGCGUUGCUGCUCGGUUUCCUAAAGAGUUUGAAGAUGUGUUCCCAGACCAAGGCAGCGGCUCUCAUGGCCAACAUUCCGCGGGCAGAUAUUGACCCUUCUGGGGUUUUUAAAUACGUCCUGAUCCGGGUCCACAGUCGAGAGGAGGGAGACGACUCGGAGUUGGAUAUAGUCCGAGGAUACGGCUGGGCUGAGUACCACGGUGAUAUCUAUGAUAAGGUUUCAGCCGAGCUGGAAGGAGGAAGCCUGCUGGACUGCGAGUGUAUCGGGGGAGGCAGGAUAAAACACGACCCAGAUGCCAAGAAGAUCCAUGUGUACGGAUACUCCAUAGGAUAUGGAAGAGCAAACCAUGCGGUGACCACAGAGAAACUGAAGGAGCAGUACCCAGACUAUGAGGUGACCUGGGAUAAUGAAGGCUACUGAAAUAAGCAGCAGCUGGACUGAGCUGUGCCUGUUGUUCUGGACUGCCAUGGCCUCUGUUACUAACAGAACAAACCUGCCCUUCAGUCUGAUAGUUGAAACCCUCCCGAAUGUAUUGCAAGAACAACACUGACUGAGAAGAUACAAGGUUUUGUUCCCAACUAUUCACUGCAUCAAAAACUAAAACUAAUGCACAACUAUCAUUGUAUGACUUUAUACAUCACACCGUGAAAUCUCAUUAAAGUACCUGGUGGAUUAUUUCACAGCCUCAUUGAGCUGAGCCAAUAAUCAAAACAAAGAUUUUCCACUCAGUCUAGGAUAGCAGGGAACUAUAUCUGGAUUAUGGAGAAGAAAAGAUUUAAUGUUAACAAAUUUAAAGAGUGAACAUCAUGUUUUAUUGUAAUUGAGAAAACGAGUUGAACUCCUGUGAUAAAGGUUAUUAAUAGAAAAAUAAAAUAGGUUGUUUUUUUGUUUAGAUCUCAUGUAAGUGUUCUCUGCUAUGUUUUGUUUUUUGCAGCUUUCUAUUUCUGAACGUAAGAAAGACAUUUUAAUGAACAUUACAUGGAUUUUGUUACUUUAAUGUAAAAAUCUCAGGAAAAAUCAGCAGAAAUGUGAUGUGGAAAUUUGAUUCUUGAAAAAACGCACAUCUUAAAUUGAAAAACAUAUGUGGAACAAAUUUGUAUCCUUAUGUAGGUUAAAGUAUUUCUCUUCUUUCUAUGCAUUCAAACAUUUAACAUAAGAUUCUCAGAAAUAUGCACAGCAGCUGGUAUAGUCGGUGUAAGAUCCUCAACUUUCCCAGUAAGAAUUCUGACUUCGGGGGACGGUUUCUGUAUUUCAGACUGGGAAAUCAGCGGAAAAAGACAACUUUCAUAUACAAACUGAACACAGCAAUAAAAGCCACGAGGUGCUGAAUAGACCAUGUUAAAACGCUCGCCCCACUUUAUCAAUGAUUGAUUUUUGUCAAAGUAAUAAAGUCCAAACAUAGUUCCAUAAA
Molecule: messenger RNA, 1571 nt
Organism: Girardinichthys multiradiatus
Lineage: Eukaryota; Metazoa; Chordata; Actinopteri; Cyprinodontiformes; Goodeidae
Gene: phpt1
Product: phosphohistidine phosphatase 1
Exons: 3
Coding region: 194-580 (128 amino acids)
Biological process (GO): peptidyl-histidine dephosphorylation
Cellular component (GO): cytosol
Molecular function (GO): protein histidine phosphatase activity
Source: RefSeq, a predicted model, not a curated record